CUGCACUUGUUCAUUACAUCGUUCUUUACCCUUCAAAUGGAUGCCCGAGAAGAUCUACCCAAAAUAUCAGUGGAGACAGAACAGGAUUGGCGACGUCUUCAGCGAAAUAUUUCAACCGCUUUUCUUGGUAGAUUGGACUUGGAACUUCAGUCUCAAGAUGCCAGUCAAGAUAGGGAUACAUUUCUGCCUCACAUAAAUCAAUUCCUUGACACACUUUUUGCGAUAACUAGACCAAAUCUCCGUAUCAACGGACGGACCACCGAAGAUCCAUGCGAUGACGAAGAAGAGAUGGAGCCUUUUGAUGAGGCUCUUGAUCGACAUAUUUGGUCACUCUCCGAUCAGCGACUGAAGUGGGAUAGGGAAAUUGCAGGCCGCCGCCGGACACGUCCCACGGAAGUCGAAGCCCUGGUUCAGGGGGUUUACGCCCAGCAUCGUGGUGUUGACAUGGAUACUGAUGCGAAUCAGAAAUCAGAACUUUCAGAUUUCGAUGACAGCCAACUCGACCCGGGGAUGGAAGAUACGUUCGUGAAUGCUGUUGCCAUGUCGGCUCAGCUUUCUCAGUCUAUUUCCAUGCAACAUGAGCGGGUAAACAGAUUCAUCACUGUUUCGAGCGAGGUGAAGGCACUGAAACCUUGACAUCUACACAAAUACAUGCUGGGACCAACAUAAUGCUGACACUAUUAUCACGAUCCCCUGAACCCGCCUCUUCCACCUCGAGGAGCGUAACCUCCACCACUGCUACCACGGCCACUUCCUCCUCUGAAACCCCCUCCUCGGCUACCCCGGU
Suillus paluster is the source of this 787-nucleotide messenger RNA. RefSeq lists its product as uncharacterized. Lineage: Eukaryota; Fungi; Basidiomycota; Agaricomycetes; Boletales; Suillaceae. The transcript has 5 exons. The record is from RefSeq and is a predicted model, not a curated record. Bases 37 to 636 code for a protein of 199 amino acids.